GGUGCCUACAUUUAUAUCUCUCAUCAAGGCUGGGUUCAAGCACCACCAUGGAUGCUAAUGGAUACAGCAAGUUGGGCAGUGCCACGAAGGAGGUCACUGGAGGGCACUGGGGACGCUGGGAGUCCUGCAAACAAAGGCUUUUCUUUCUGGCCCUGGCUGUCCUGGUGGUCACAGUGCUGUGGGCUCUCAUUCUGAGCGCCCUGUUGUCCAAGGGCUCCACAGAACGCAGGACACUGCGCCAUUACCACAGCCUGCUGAAAACUAACGUGUCGGAGCAGAAGGUGCUGCUGGGUGCCUUGAAGGAGGAAGUUGGAGCCUGCAAGAGCUGCUGCUCAGAGACCAAAGCGCAGCUGCAAACCACACUCACGGAGCUUAAAGAGACGCAGGCAAAACUGAUGGAGCAGGAGAGCACACUUAAGGAACUGCGGGAGCAUGUGACCCAAGGCUUGGCUGAAGCAGGCAGAGAUCGAGAGGAUGUCCGCAAUGAGCUGUUCCGAGCACUAGAUGCUGUCAAGCACCAGAACAGCUCUUGCGAGCAAUGCCCUGCAUCGUGGCUUCCUUUCCAAGGCUCUUGUUACUAUUUCUCUGAGUCACAGGCCACAUGGGAGGCAGCACAGAGCCACUGCGCAGGCCACAGCGCCCACUUGGUGAUUGUCGGGGGCCUGGAUGAGCAGGGCUUUCUGACUCGACACACACGUAGCCGUGGUUAUUGGCUGGGUCUGAGGGCCGUUCGCCAUCUCCGAAAAAUUCAAGGGUACCAGUGGGAGGAUGGAGUCUCACUUACCUUCAGUCACUGGAACACCGGAGAGCCCAAUGAUUCCCGAGGACGUGAAGACUGUGUCAUGAUGUUGCACUCAGGACUGUGGAAUGAUGCACCAUGUUCCAGUGAGAAGGAUGGAUGGAUCUGUGAGAAAAGGAGCAGCUGUUGACCCUAUCCAAUGUCCCAGUGCCACAUCCACUGCCUCAAGUUUUACUAAGCCACCACUACUAACAGCCACUCAGCUUGACCCAGCCCUGUCCAGUGCAUGCUACGGCUACCUCAGCUCAAACUCACCAAAACCUCUUAAACCUGCAACCUAACUUGACAUUUGUCAGACUCAAAGAUCACUGCCAUAAAUCCCUGGUCAUCCUAUCGCCCACUUACCUUACUAGAUACAAUGACAAAACUGUUUUAUUUUUCCUGCAUCCCCCCCCCACACCCCGCAGCCACCAACCCAUCCCUCUGACUGGGAGCUGUCUUCACAGACAAAAGAAAUGUCAAUAAAUGUUUGAGAAAUGA
This is a messenger RNA of Nannospalax galili (Upper Galilee mountains blind mole rat), 1279 nucleotides long. It is a transcript of the gene Clec4g, whose product is annotated as C-type lectin domain family 4 member G. Bases 48 to 929 code for a protein of 293 amino acids. The record is from RefSeq and is a predicted model, not a curated record. The transcript is spliced from 9 exons. Lineage: Eukaryota; Metazoa; Chordata; Mammalia; Rodentia; Spalacidae.